UGUCAUAUUCUCUAAAAUAUAGGAAAUUAUACGCUCUAAUAACUGUUCCGGUCUAAUAAAAGAUCUAAUCACACAGACCUUUAACAACUGUUUCACGCAAGGGUCUAUCAGCAAUUCAAGUUGGAUGGCAAUAUGAAUAACGCAAAAGUGUCCGUUGACGAGAGAAAUCCAGAUUCAAAAAUACGUGGAAGAAGCAUACUCUUGUUCAAAAGGGUUUUACUGAAAAGAUGGGAUUCCAGGCUUUGAAUAUUUCUGAUGGCUGAUGCUUAUAGUUCGCUACAAUCAUCAACAUCCAGUCUUAAAUCAUCACUUCAAGAAACUCCCCCUGGUAACCCUAACUUUGUUAACUUGGACGAUAAAUAUAGAUGUGUUGUGUGUACAGGAGUUGUUCGGGAGGCAGUACAGACACCGUGUGGACACAGAGCUUGUGAACAAUGCAUUUCUCAGUUACUUCAAGGGAAUCCAAAACGUAUCAAGUGCCCCGCCGGAGAAGAUUCGUGUUCCUUUUUAGAAUUAAGCGAGAUUCACAGAGACUCAGGAGCUCGGAGGGAGGUCCGCCUGCUGCUUGUGUUUUGUACAUUCAAAAUAGAGGGAUGUGAAAAAGUAUUGCAAUGGAGAGAUUUACAGGACCACGAAGUAGUAUGUGUCUUCAGACCCAUCAAAUGCAAAUUUUCCUCUGAAGGAUGUGACGUCAUCAUAAUAAAGAAAGAGAUAGAUACUCAUCAGAAGAACUGUCCCUAUCGACCGGAAGCAUGUACAUAUUGCAUGCAAAAAAUACAGCAUCACUUUAUACAGGAACACAAGGAGAAGAUAUGCCCUCAGUAUAUAAUUCCAUGUCCGUACAACUGUGGAACAGAUCCAGCUCCCAGAUUCCUGAUGCAACAACAUAUCAGCAGUGAAUGUCCUCGCCGGCCACUUAAAUGUAAAUACCACAGCAUUGGAUGUGAAUUUACUGGGUCGAAGGACGAAAUAGAUAGGCAUAUACAGACAGGAACGGAUCGCCAUUUAGAGCUCUCUGUAAUACAGAACACAGAAUCCGGACUGGAUGGACUACGUGUGAGGGAAAUGAUGCAGGAAAUGGAAGGUAAAAUAAUUGACCUUCAACAUUCAAUCACAAGCAAUUCCAAACUCUUUGAAGACCUGAAGGAAGGGGUUGAUACAAUGAAAAAAGCUAUGAAAGAUGUUAAGCUAAAAGUUGUUGCCCAAACCGAAAGGCUCAUAACAGUAGAGAGAAAGAUUGAAAACCUUGCAGACAAAGAAGCACAAGACAAAUUAUCGAGAGACAUGCUUAUGAUGAAAGCAACACAAAACACGAUUGGUGAACGAGUCACUCAGUUAGAGAGAGCUGGACCUAUUGGCGGAUCAUACGGAACGAAUGAAAUGUCAUCAGAAUCAAUCCAGCAGCACGAACGUCAGCUGGGCUUAAUGGACCUAAGACUGGCGGAAUUGGACUUACGAUUCCAGGUCUUAGAGACUGCAAGCUACAAUGGAAUUCUGAUGUGGAAAAUUCGGGACUACAAACGAAGAAAGGAAGACGCAAAGUCAGGAAGAACGAUUUCUCUGUACAGUCAACCUUUCUAUACUGGCAGAUUCGGAUAUAAAAUGUGUGCACGGGUCUAUUUGAAUGGGGACGGGGUAGGAAAAGGUACUCACCUUUCUUUGUUCUUCGUUGUCCAAAGAGGAGAAUACGAUGCUUUAUUGCCGUGGCCGUUCAAACAGAAAGUCACUUUGAUGCUUUUGGAUCAAGACAAUGGAACAAGACACUUGGCAGAUUCCUUUAGACCAGACGUAUCAAGCUCCAGUUUCAAGCGUCCCACAACGGAGAUGAAUGUUGCCUCUGGAUGUCCAUUAUUUGUAAGUCACUCCGUGCUCGAGACACCCACAUUUCUUCGAGAUGAUACGAUCUUCAUUAAGGUGAUGGUCGACAUAGAAGGUCUAAAGCAACACUAGAAAUAUUUUGAUGUUGUGCAACUGCUUCAACAUGAUCACCAUUUGCUUUCGGAUGUUGAAUCAGAUGUAAACGUCAGAGUACCCCUGGAUUAAGUUGGAUAAAAUAAUACUAGUAUAUACCACACCGUGAUCUGUCGAUAAAAGAGAGUGAUGAAGAACAUCGUUAUUGUCUGAAAGAGGUAUUUUGUGAUUGUUUUACAUAAAGCAUGCAUAUAUAUCACAUGCAUGGAUAUUUCUACUUCUGUAUUCUUCUCUGUGUACAAUAAGGGAUGUUUAUCCUA
Saccostrea echinata is the source of this 2231-nucleotide messenger RNA. RefSeq names its product TNF receptor-associated factor 3-like. Gene Ontology annotation, molecular function: protein binding; zinc ion binding. Lineage: Eukaryota; Metazoa; Mollusca; Bivalvia; Ostreida; Ostreidae. The transcript has 11 exons. Gene Ontology annotation, biological process: tumor necrosis factor-mediated signaling pathway; positive regulation of JNK cascade; protein K63-linked ubiquitination. Bases 256 to 1950 code for a protein of 564 amino acids. Gene Ontology annotation, cellular component: plasma membrane signaling receptor complex. The record is from RefSeq and is a predicted model, not a curated record.